Molecule: messenger RNA, 2373 nt
Organism: Paecilomyces variotii
Lineage: Eukaryota; Fungi; Ascomycota; Eurotiomycetes; Eurotiales; Thermoascaceae
Product: pyrophosphate-dependent phosphofructo-1-kinase
Exons: 3
Coding region: 1-2373 (790 amino acids)
Biological process (GO): fructose 1,6-bisphosphate metabolic process; canonical glycolysis; fructose 6-phosphate metabolic process
Cellular component (GO): cytoplasm; mitochondrion; 6-phosphofructokinase complex
Molecular function (GO): fructose-6-phosphate binding; identical protein binding; monosaccharide binding
Source: RefSeq, a predicted model, not a curated record
AUGGCCACCUCGCAUGCUCCCGUGGAGCCUCCCAAGAGACGCCGCAUUGGUGUGCUCACUUCUGGAGGAGAUGCACCGGGUAUGAACGGUGCUGUUCGCGCCGUCGUCCGGAUGGCUAUCCACUGUGGCUGCGAGGCCUACGCCGUCCAUGAAGGAUACGAGGGUCUUGUGCAGGGUGGUAGCUUGAUCCGCCAGAUGCACUGGGAGGAUGUCCGUGGCUGGCUCUCGCGAGGAGGUACUCUGAUCGGUUCUGCCCGUAGUGCCAGCUUCCGGGAACGUCCAGGCCGUCUCCAGGCGGCUAAGAACAUGGUCCUCCGUGGCAUUGACGCACUGGUUGUCUGUGGUGGUGACGGCAGUUUGACCGGCGCAGAUGUUUUCAGAUCAGAAUGGCCGGGCCUGCUUCGCGAAUUGGUCGACAAGGGCGAAUUGACGGACGCUCAGAUCAAACCCUACCAGGUUCUAAACAUUGUUGGACUAGUGGGAUCUAUUGACAACGACAUGUCCUCCACAGAUGCCACCAUCGGCUGCUACUCAUCUCUGACACGGAUCGUCGACGCAGUCGACGAUAUCUUCGACACUGCUUCAUCGCACCAGCGCGGUUUCGUGAUCGAGGUUAUGGGUAGACACUGCGGUUGGCUGGCAUUGAUGGCGGCCAUCAGUACGGGUGCGGAUUGGGUCUUCAUUCCUGAGAUGCCUCCACACGAUGGCUGGGAGGAUGACAUGUGCGCGACGAUUACCAAGAACCGCAAAGAGCGAGGAAAGAGACGAACAAUCGUGAUCGUGGCCGAAGGAGCGCAGGACCUGCAUCUGAACAAAAUCAGCUCCGAUCACAUCAAGGACAUUCUCAGCAAGAGGCUUGGUCUUGAUACCCGUGUCACUAUUCUUGGUCACACUCAGAGAGGAGGCCCCGCCUGCGCUUAUGACCGAUGGCUCUCAACGCUCCAGGGUGUGGAGGCUGUCAAGGCCGUUCUAGACACCACUCCGACGUCGCCAUCUCCUGUAAUUACAAUCAGAGAGAACAAGAUCGAGAGGACUCCUCUCAUGGAGGCCGUCAAAUUAACAAAGAAAGUUAGUGCACUCAUCGAGUCGAAGGAGUUCUCGAAGGCCAUGGACCUGCGCGACGCCGAAUUCCGAGAGUACCACCAUGCCUACAUCAACACCGCGACCCCGGACCACCCUAGGAUGAUGCUUCCCGACGACAAGAAAAUGCGCAUUGCUAUUAUCCACGUCGGUGCCCCGGCUGGUGGUAUGAACCCAGCAACCCGUGCUGCCGUCGCCUACUGUUUGACGAGAGGACAUACCCCCCUUGCUAUUCACAACGGUUUCCCUGGUCUAUGCCGACACCAUGCGGACAAGCCUAUCAGCUCGGUCCGCGAAGUUCAGUGGCUCGAGUCAGACAACUGGGUUAAUGUGGGUGGUUCGGAAAUUGGAACCAACCGUGGCCUGCCGGCGGAGAAUAUGGAGACUACCGCCAGCUGCUUCGAAAAGUACAAGUUUGACGCUCUCUUCAUCAUCGGUGGUUUCGAGGCUUUCACUGCCGCUAGCCAGUUGCGCCAGGCCCGUGAGCAGUACCCUGUGUUUAAGAUCCCCAUUAUGGUGUUGCCCGCCACCAUCUCCAACAACGUUCCCGGUACGGAAUAUUCCCUGGGCAGCGACACUUGUCUGAACACCCUUGUCACCUUCUGUGAUACUAUCAGACAGUCUGCGUCCUCCACCCGUCGCCGUGUAUUUGUCGUGGAGACACAGGGUGGCCAGUCCGGCUACGUCGCCACUACCGCAGGUCUCGCAGUUGGAGCCGUUGCCUCCUACAUCCCUGAGGAGGGUAUCGACCUCAAGAUGCUCUUGCGGGACAUUACAUUCCUUCGUCAUAACUUCUCCCAUGACAAGGGCGCCAAUCGCGCAGGAAAGAUCAUCCUGCGCAAUGAGUGCGCCUCCAAGACCUAUACCACGCAGUUCGUCGCCGACAUGAUCGCUGAAGAGGCCAAGGGUCGCUUCGAAUCUCGCGCUGCGGUUCCCGGACACUUCCAGCAAGGUGGUAACCCCUCUCCUAUGGAUCGUGUGCGUGCUCUUCGUAUGGCUAUCAAGUGCAUGCAGCACUUUGAGUCAUUCGCUGGAAAGUCACGCGAUGAGAUUGCUGCUGAUGAGCUCUCGGCGGGUGUUAUCGGUGUGAAGGGCUCUGAGGUGAUCAUCUCCCCCAUGGGUGGUCCUAACGGCCUUGAGGCUACUGAAACCGACUGGAAGCGCCGUCGACCCAAGACUGAGUUCUGGAUCAACCUUCAAGAGGUUGUCAAUAUCCUUUCCGGACGGCCCACUGAAGGAGAUGGAGAGACUGGACAUCCCGGUGAGGGAUGGGGAUGUUAUGAGAGUACGUGA